UUUUUUUUUUUUAAUACACUUUUUGCCCUCCCCUUGUGGAUUCUGCUUUCUUUUUUAUUCUCCGACUUCCUCUUAACAUUCCUUCUUCCCUUCAUCUCGAACUCAAAGCCUACUAUUGCCAACACAUUGUUUUUUUUCUGGAGCUUUUCUUGAACGCGUCUUCUUCUGGCGCUCUUUGAGCUGCCAUCUAUUGAAGAAGGCGUAGAUCUCAGAUCUUGGCCGCAUACCUGACGCCAUCGUCUCCUUUCCCUGCUGCGCCAUACCUCAACACCAUGCCUUGUAUAUCAUGACCAUCUUCGUCCUUUUCGGGACCCCAUUCUCUUCUGCCCUCUGGCUCGAUCGGUUGCACAAUUGAUCGAUAUUGAGAGAGCAUCUUCUUAUUAAAUAUAUUUGAUUGAUGAAAUUAUCGGAUUAUAUUCUUUUCAAGCAAUUGAAUCCUUCAAUCCUCGCUGUCGCCACUAUCCUUUCCACCUCUCACCAUACUACUACCUACCGAGCUGUCUCUUUAUCCUCAUUUACCUUGUUUCCCUCACAUACUCCCUGUCGUCAGUAUUAAUAUAAUCAUAAAGUGAUGGCCAACUUCCGUGGUGGUGACCGACCUUUCUCGUCGAUACAACACAUCUUGAAGAUGCUACUCUCACCUCAUCAGUCUAACAAGUCUGCCCCGCAAGAAAACGCAAUGACUGAGGACAUCGAUGAACCCCCCGAUCACCGGUUCCUAAAUACUGCCCAAAUGAACGUUGACGACGGUGUGGUUUACGUCAAGUCUCCCACCGCCAUGAGUGAUAAGAAAGAAUCCCUCCUCACCCGUGCCCUCCGGCACAGCCCGACUCUAAGCCCAUCUGAAGAGCUUCCCUCCCCCCGUGACCGGUCCUUCUACCGCUCGUACCCUCAUAGUAAUGUUAGCGGUGUGUCGAGUGCUGAAUUGACUAGCGACGAAGGCUUGAGCAGUCCAUCCUUGUCCAGCACCCCCAGUCCACCUCUACCAGCUCAGCUAUCCAGCAAAGCCCCAUCAAUGGGCAGCAACAAGAAGUUGACCAUACAGACUAGCGAGUCGACUGUAGAGGCCAACCUCGGACGCAAGAGAUGCAUCAGCUUUGCAUGCGGGCGUAGAACGGAGGAGUCGAAGGCCCAACCACCCACACCGCAACGACCGACCGCGCAGAAGAAUGAUACCAACCCUACCCCAACAGAGCCUGCGAAGCGGAGGACGGUCCUCACCUUCGUUUGCCCAGCCCGUGACCCGGAGACGAAAAGAGAACGGUCUCCGUGCCGUGGUGUCAGUGUACGAUCACGUCCUCGUGGGUCACCUGCCCCGAUCUCUCGUAAGGCAUCUCCUGAGAAGGUUAUGCCUCCAGUCGCCCAGGUCCAGAAGCCAGCCACCGAGAAGAGGGGUGUACCCACGAGCGGUCUGGGCAAGUUCGAAGAGUCUGAGGCGACUCGCUUCCACGAGUUUGCUAGCUCUGAGGAGGAAGAUGAUGAAUGGGUUACCAAGUCGGGUGACUACACGGACAAGAUCACCAUGAGUGAUUGUAUGAAGAAAGAAAUCGCGAUUCGGAAACUCGGCGAAGAAGCAGAGGAGGAGGCUCUUGAGGACGAAGCAGAGGAUGAAGAAGAGGACGACGAUGACGAUGAGUCCACUGUCAGUGACCUCUCAUCGGAUGAUGGUAACGAGUCAGAUAACGAGGCAGGCUUUGCGGAUUCAGAUGAGAGCGAUGAUGGCUCCGAGUAUGAAUUUUGGGCUCCUGCCACGACUACUGCUGCUACCAGUCCUCUGACUCUGGAGGUUCCUCCUACUGUUCUCCCUCGGAGGGACUCGAACACGUCUUUCGACUCUGGUCAUGAUGAUCUGAACCGGAGAUGGCCACCUGCGCUCUCGGGCAAAGGCAUCAACCGUGCGAAGCCUAUGAAGAUGCGUCCUAGGACUCCCAACUUGCCUGACAGUACGGACUUUGUCUGCGGCACAUUUGACGAAGAUCGACCUCUGGAAGCUGCCUACAAGUCUUGCAUCGAGCAGCGUCGACUUUCCAAGCAAAUCAUCAUCCCUCAAGACAUCGACCCUAGCUUCCCCACAUCGGAUCUUGAUGAGGAGGAUGAGGAUGACGACGACGAUCUGGCAGAGUCUAUCAUGGUCGACGAACCGGCUCGAGGAAGAUCUGGGGCUGACCAGACUCGGAAGCAGUCUCCUCGCUUGUCUCCCAAGCGGAUGGUCUCUCCACCUCCUCGUCGCCAUGGCCGCUCCUCCCCCAGACGUCUACGCUCUCCACCACCACCGAUGAAGUUAAAGUCCCCAGUUAAAGUCGAACAGACUGUCAGUGACGAGGCCACCCAUCUCCAGGCUCCUGGCGUGAACAUCAGCGAGUUGGUUCAACGCCGGCACGUUACUCGUACCAAGUCGCUUCCUCGGACACCCAACCCCUUCUUCGCUAAACAGGAUGGCUCUUAUCGCUGGACGGGUAUUGUUCCCCUCCGAGAGUCACCUGAGCGUGAAUCAUCCCGCACUCGUGAAGUACAUACCAGAGGCCCCAUCGACAUAGUUGAGGGUCUCGAGAAGAAGCGCCAGAAGCGCAAAGAAAAGUACUGGCGUCAACACUGCCGCAAAGCUGCCAAGGAGCAGAUGGAGCGGCGACCCAUUCCCGGAAAGGGUGCUGAACGGAUGAAGGACCUGGGCCUCGCAGUUGCUGAGAGGUGCCGAGCCUACGGCGUCGGAGAAGACGCACAGCUCGUCCUAUCUGUUUAGACCUUUCCUUUCUUCAUCAGAAGGGAUACAUGCCUUUCUUGUACAUAUUGAUUAUUUUUAACGAUCACCCACUCGUUGACUGUUGUUUCCUACCUGGCUGAUGGCUUUCUGCUUCGGAGGACAUUUGUUUGCAUUUACAGGGCGAUCGCUUUUGCUUCUUCGUUUCUUGUGAUACAUAUUUGUUACCCGCACUCCCUUUUAUUACUAUUUUUAUGACAUCCCUUCUGUUGGGCGGCCUCUGUUUCUGGUCGGGACUCUGGUUUGGUCUGUUUUUUGUUUUAAUUUUUGUUGCAUGGAGGCGGUUCAUGAAGUGUAUACCCCCUUUUUGGUUGUUGCGCGCGACGUUGUAGAUACCGGUUCCAACCGACUGAUCAGUGUGCUGGUCCCUCAGAAUAUCCGAAAUUCAAACAAAUGAAAAAAUAUACAUACAAAAGAAAAGACUUACUAUACAUCCUUUGUAGUUGACUUUAGC
Messenger RNA from Aspergillus pseudotamarii, 3212 nucleotides. RefSeq names its product DUF2457 domain-containing protein. The transcript has a single exon. Lineage: Eukaryota; Fungi; Ascomycota; Eurotiomycetes; Eurotiales; Aspergillaceae. Bases 572 to 2740 code for a protein of 722 amino acids. The record is from RefSeq and is a predicted model, not a curated record.